AUGGCCGUGUCUGUGCAAUCCCAAAUCCCGCGCACGCCGCGCGUUAUCAGCCCGUCGCCCACUCCUUCAGAAAAUGGCAGCGCGAGCGGUUACUUCACCCGUUCAGCCGCCCGCCGCAUGAACAGCAACCGCGAAGUCGUUUCGCCCCCAGCAAUCGACGAGAACGACAGCAGCUCGGGCUCCGAUGAGCUUGGCAGGCGCCCGCGCCUGCGCAGCAGAAGCCCUGUCAAGAAGAGGUUAAACGACGCUGCGGUUGCGCAAGCGGCAGGCAGGAACAAGAAGGACCUUUCGCUGCCAAACGGCGCGGCAAACGGUCACCUUUCGCCGCACACUGCCAGUUCGAACAAGGAGUACUGGCGCAGUCUCAGUCGGAGCCCAAGCCCGCUCGGCCUGAUCCCCAUCCACCAGGAAUGGCGCUCAUUUAUUCACCGACACGAAAUCCCUCGCAAGAUCCUCCACACUUCCAUCGGCUUCCUCACUCUCGGGCUCUACGCCUCGUAUGCGCAACCAACCCAGAUCCACCCCGUUCUGCUCUCGCUCUUCAUCCCGAUCUUCACAACUGAUAUCAUACGGCACCGUUAUCCUGCGUUCAACCGCUUCUACAUUCGAUGUUUGGGUGCCUUGAUGCGCGAGUCUGAGGUCGACGGCUGGAACGGCGUUAUCUGGUAUCUUUUGGGCGCUUGGGCGGCUCUCCGCUUCUUUCCCAAGGACAUUGGCGUCAUGGCCGUGAUGCUGCUGAGCUGGUGUGACACGGCUGCCAGCACUGCCGGCAGGAGGUGGGGCAGGUACACUCCCAAGGUACGCCAGGGAAAGAGCUUGGCUGGCAGUUUGGCAGCCGUUGUGAUGGGUGUGAUCACCGCCGCCGCGUUCUAUGGCUGGAUCGCGCCCGGUGUGGAAUCCCAGAACCCUACCAUCAAUUCCGGGGACUUUGCGUUCGCGUUCCAGGGCCAACUAGGCCUGCCUACCGCGGUUAAGGACUUCCUCGGAUGGACCAAGGACCAGGGCACCAUUACCGGCAACCUGGCUCUCGGCACCAUGAGUGUCGUGGCCGGUGUUGUGGCUAGCGUUAGCGAGGCCAUCGACCUGUUCGGCUGGGACGAUAACGUUACCAUCCCCAUUCUCUGCGCCGGUGGACUAUGGGGCUUCCUCAAGGUUUUUGGAUGCGCAUGA
Messenger RNA from Lasiodiplodia theobromae, 1170 nucleotides. Its product is annotated as Phosphatidate cytidylyltransferase. Gene Ontology annotation, molecular function: ATP-dependent diacylglycerol kinase activity. The record is from RefSeq and is a predicted model, not a curated record. The transcript has 2 exons. Bases 1 to 1170 code for a protein of 389 amino acids. Gene Ontology annotation, biological process: phosphatidic acid biosynthetic process. Gene Ontology annotation, cellular component: endoplasmic reticulum membrane. NCBI's taxonomy places the organism in Eukaryota, Fungi, Ascomycota, Dothideomycetes, Botryosphaeriales, Botryosphaeriaceae.